Messenger RNA from Archocentrus centrarchus (flier cichlid), 3880 nucleotides. Its product is annotated as spindlin-1-like. The record is from RefSeq and is a predicted model, not a curated record. Bases 321 to 1097 code for a protein of 258 amino acids. The transcript has 8 exons. NCBI's taxonomy places the organism in Eukaryota, Metazoa, Chordata, Actinopteri, Cichliformes, Cichlidae. Gene Ontology annotation, biological process: gamete generation.
UGUGGCGCCUGGCCGCCUUUAGCUUGCCGCUUCGCGGUGAGAUGGCCGUGGAGUCUCAGAGGUUCCUGUGAAGUCGAAACGGGCUCUGUGGACAGACAGCAGGAGGCGAGAGAAAGCCCGUCAUUCGCGGUCCUCUUCGGCCUCCACUUUUUAAAUGAUAACAACGGUUUGAGUCUGCUUUUGUCCAAGAAGCUCGAGGAAAACGUCCUGAAAGUCGACCUGCUGAACCUCCCAUCAGCUCUGCUGAAGACUGGCCCCGGGCAGGUCUGUCCUGUAGCUGCGUGGCCGGGCAGCCUGGCUGCCCCCCCGCCUCCAGAUGAAUGAAGAACACUCCGGGACACAGAGACACAGCUGAUACAGGGCAUGCAGGUGUUUCUGCCAAUAUGAUGAAGAAAAAGAACCCACACAAGAAGCAUAAGAGCAGCCUGGGCCCGACCACCAAAGUUCUGUCGCAGCCUCGACGCAACAUCGUCGGCUGCAGGAUCCAGCACGUCUGGAAGGAAGGAGGAGGGCACGUGGUCUGGAAGGGAACAGUACUCGACCAGGUGCCCGUGAACCCGUCUCUCUAUCUGAUAAAGUACGAUGGAUUUGACUGCGUUUACGGUCUGGAGCUUCAUAAAGACGAGAGGGUUCAGGGCCUGGAGGUGCUCCCUGACAGACUUGCUAAAUCCCGUCUGACGGACGUCAACCUGGCUGACGCCAUGAUCGGUAAAGCGGUGGAGCACAUGUUUGAGACGGAGGAGGGUCCGAAGGAGGAGUGGAGGGGCAUGGUGCUGGCCCGGGCUCCCAUCAUGACCAGCUGGUUCUACAUCACCUACGAGAAGGACCCCGUCCUGUACAUGUACCAGCUGCUGGACGACUACAAAGAGGGAGACCUGCGAAUUAUGCCCGACUCCAACGACAGCGUCCCAGCGGAGAGGGAGCCCGGCGAGGUGGUGGACAGCCUGGUGGGCAAACAGGUGGAGUACGCCAAAGAGGACGGCGGCAAGCGAACGGGCAUGGUCAUCCACCAGGUGGAAGCCAAGCCGUCCGUCUACUUCAUCAAGUUCGACGACGACUUCCUCAUUUACGUGUACGACCUGGUCAAGACUUCGUAAGACUCUGGAUGUCCUGAAGCCCACCCAAACCCAGUGCGACGGAACGAAAAUGCAGCACAUGUCGAGACAUCUGAAGCAUUUAUCCCAGACUUGUUCUUCAGACCAUCAAAGACGAAAAUAAAAGACUGAAAAAAGAUUUUCACACCGAAAAAUGAGGAGAGAGGCUGUUUUUGCAAGUCAACUUGUGUUUCUCUGCAGGAAGGUUUAAAAUGGGGAAAAAAAAAAGACUUUCUUUAAACCCUUAAAAUAAUAGGAAAAAGUUACCUUUAAUAGGUCCAAAAGUUUUUGAGGCCCUUUAUUACAUUUGUGGAAAAAAAGUAAGUAAUCUGAAAGUUCGGUUUUCCAUUAGAAAAAGAAGGAUGUGACACGGAGCGGGGACGAGGCUUUAGAUUUUCUUUUUUUCUAAAGAACGUGAAUGGAUUACUCGUAGCCCACUCCUCUGCUUCAUCAUUUGUCAUGUUUUCUACUUAAGCUCAGCUGGCCACAGAAAAACAAGCAGACUCCCAGUGAAGAAAUGUAGCCUGAAGCCGGAUGUUUGAAUGGACUUGAUUUGAAAUCAAAGAAGAAGGAGGAGGAUGAUUCUUGGACUGGAACAUUUCCAGUCACGAUGAAGGAGGAGUUGGUGUUUGAACUCAGAUGCCACAUCUCAGUGUUGACGAUAACCUCCGUCUGCCAGUAAAGACUAGCAUCACCAUGUAUGGAAGCUCAUUUCUGCCACACGAAGAAACGAGUGCAUAAAUGGAUAAAAUGAUUAGAGUCAGUAUUAUGAUAAAAGUAAAAAUUAUGACUUCCUAAACCAGAAUGAUCAGAGAGUCUUGAAAGCUAGUUAGCUAGGCACUCCAUUUGAUAUGCACUCCACCAAAACAUAAACAGAAUUUGUUGGCAAGGGACAGGAUUUCUUUUUCUGUAGCAGAAAUUUCCUGGUUUGUGUUUCUAGUCCAGGCUCUAUUCAUUUAGGAGGGCAACCAGAAAUAUUGGUAGUGGCCAGAGGAUAAUUCAGCAGACAAGUCCACACAUGUUCCUGCUUAGACUUCUUGUUUUUAGUUAAGGAAAAUGUUUAAAAAUAUGAAUUUUGACUCUUUAAAAAAAUUUUUUUUUUAAAAAGUCAUAUUUUGCAAGUCUCACAAAUAAAGCCAAAAGUAUUUGCUUAUGAUGCUGAUCUAAGUGAACAGUAUUUUAUUUUAAGAUCAGAUUGAAUAUUUUCACUUGCUAGCUAAUAAUUAAACUAAUAAGUUUACAGUGCUGGCUGACUGAGACAAAAUCUUCACAUAGAUCCUUGACUUAAAAACAGGGUCAUGUCUGACUAACCAGGACUGUUUUUGUUUUUUCUUGGCACAAAUGGGCUUCCAUACAGCAGAACUCCAGGAGACAGGAAGUAAAAUAAACUGGUUCCAUUUUGACAGUUUAAUGUCAAAGCUGGACUUUGUAAAGCCUUGGAGACCUUUGACCCCAAAUAAACACCUCCAUCCAGGCGGGAUGGUUCGGUGCCACCGCUCUGAAAAAUGACCUGUGGAAAUAUCCCAGGUGUCAGUUUGUGGCUCUUCUGUUGGGAUGAAGGAAAUUUUUGAUUUUUUUUUGUUGUUCAGUUUGUGUACAGAGCAAAUUGAGCUUCAUUUUCAUCACAUUGUGUGCUACACACAGGCUCCAAACAGAUCCCAUCUAAAGACUCCAGCAGUUCAAAACUGUGAUUCAAAAAAGAAAAAAAAGAUGGAUUUUCUUUUUUUAUUUUGCUUCAUCGUUGCCAAAACUUCCCCUUUCUGUCGUGAAGUUGUUUGAUGUUGAAGACGAUUGGACAGCUUUUUUUUUUUUCUCGUGAUUUCACUGAAGCCUUUGGAUUUGAUCUCGUGUUGUCUUUUCUAAGUCGUCAAAAAAAAAAAGGAGAAACUGGGCGGAGAAAACGAAACUGAAACCUGGCCAAAGCCCUUUCUGUCCUUUGUUUUAAAAACUUUGUCACGGUAGUGGCCGAACACCUGGCUGUGUCCCUGUUGGUGGGAGAAAGAGACUGAGAGCAGGAAGCCUGGCUUAAUGCUCCUUAAAGCUGACGGGGUGAGGCGUGGAGAAUACUUCCUGGACUGUUUGUGAGCUUGUUGGACUUUUAAAGUCGCCAGAACGGACGAGGACAAACACAUCUGCUGUAGCGCUACGGUCACGUUUUCAGGCACCACUGAGAAACUUUACUCAAGAGCGUUGGGAGCCUGACUCCGGAUCACUUCCAUGUUUGGCUUGAUAAAAAUCAUAACUAAAAAUAUCCCAGUUUGUAUUUACAGACAAACCAAAAGCUUGCAGACUCCUCAUGGUGCAGAUCAGAUCUUCUCCUGGACGUCUCGGUUCUGUCAGACGUCCAGGAGGCGAUCCGGUCUGCUCCACAGCAUGUAUGCAGUAAGAGAGGACACAGUUGGUCGUGUUAAGUAUAUAAAGAGAUUAACAACCAGUGAAGGUUUGAAUUUCUUUUGUCACAGAUGUACUUUUUAUUUUAUUUGGAUUUACUUCAGACUGAAGGUUUUCCAGAAGCUGUUCUGUGCUGGUUUGCAGUGAAAGGGAACCUGUUCUGUUCAUUUCCGGCUCCACCUGUUUAUUGGUGCUAGUGUAGCUUUGUGUGAUUUUAAAAAUAAUGCCUAGAAAGGAAGCAAAUCAUCAUUUAUACUGCAGAUCUCCUUCCAGGUGGAAGUACAGUGUGCGGUUCCCACCACAGCACUGUGUAGGUAGUGAAUUAUUAAAAUAAUUUAGCGCAAGAAAAGGAUAGUAAAAAAAAAAAAAAAAGAUAAAAAGAAAUAUGAAUUCAG